AGAGAUCGACGGGGAACGCAUCGUCAUCUCUGGCAUGUCUGGACUGUACCCGCAAUCCCAUCAUAUCAAACAUCUGGAGGAUAUUCUUUACAACAAGAAAAACCCAGUUACUGCUGACAAAUGUCGUUGGAAUUUCAAUCACCCCGAGGUAUCUAAUUACACGGGCAAGACGCCUGGACUGGAUCGAUUCGACGCGCAAUUUUUUAAGGUCCAUUAUCGGCAGGCGCACGUUAUGGACACCCUUAGCAGGAAGUCGCUGGAACAAGCUUUCCAGGCAAUCUAUGAUGCUGGAUUGAGUCCUGAACAUUUAAGUGGGAGGAAAGUGGGUGUCUUCAUUGGAUCCUGCUUUUCGGAGACGGAGAAAGCCUUCGUUUACAGUGCUACCCUCGGAGGCGGAUUCGGCGUAACAGGAUGCAACCGGUCUAUGUUUGCGAAUCGUAUUUCCUACUGGCUGAACGCCAAAGGUCCUUCGAUGGCUGUGGAUGCUUCUGACUGCAGCGGGCUGGCUGCUCUGGAACAAGGCUUCCAGGCCAUCAUGCGAGGAGAAUGUGUCGCUGCUCUGGUUGGAUCCAAUAACGUUUGUUUGCAUCCGCAACCAUCUGUGCAUUAUGCAAGAAUCGUAAAGAUGAGCAAAGACGGCAAAACUAAGUCGUUCGACCAAAAUGCGGACGGCUGUGCAAAAUCUGAUGCGGUGAACAUGCUGCUCCUACAGAAAGCUAAGGACGCUAAAAGGAUUUAUGCAGAGGUGGUCCACGUGAAAAGCGAGUUCACAGAGUUGCUGGAAACAGAGGCAGGCCCUAAAUUUGGGUUCUACAGAGAUUCUCAAGUUGCUGCCCGAUUCAUUAACGAUUUUUAUAAAGAAGCUGGAGUGCCUCCACACGCAGUCGAAUAUGUAGAAGCUUUCGGUGCAGGUCGGUUAUAG
Messenger RNA from Hyposmocoma kahamanoa, 922 nucleotides. RefSeq names its product fatty acid synthase-like. Lineage: Eukaryota; Metazoa; Arthropoda; Insecta; Lepidoptera; Cosmopterigidae. Gene Ontology annotation, biological process: fatty acid biosynthetic process. The record is from RefSeq and is a predicted model, not a curated record. Gene Ontology annotation, molecular function: fatty acid synthase activity. The transcript has 6 exons. The coding region runs from base 35 to 922 and encodes 295 amino acids.